Messenger RNA from Wasmannia auropunctata (little fire ant), 1493 nucleotides. RefSeq lists its product as uncharacterized. The record is from RefSeq and is a predicted model, not a curated record. Lineage: Eukaryota; Metazoa; Arthropoda; Insecta; Hymenoptera; Formicidae. The transcript is spliced from 5 exons. Bases 311 to 937 code for a protein of 208 amino acids.
AACAGUCGUGUCCAUCGACAGUCCACCGUAGCGUACGGCUAAUAACGUGGGAGCCGCGUUCUCAUGAUAAAAAGGGACGUGAAAAGGACGUGGUUUCUUUUUUUUUUUUACGAGAAAGGGUUUACCGGAGAAACUUUGUACAGCACAAAGGAACCGUUAGUGUACCUGCAAGCGCGAGAGAAUCUCUUGAUACUCCGGCACUUCCAGAUAACGAAGCCGAUACAACGGAUAACUGAUCCGAAAUUAAGGGACAAACUUGUAGAGGUGCACGUCGAAGGCAGAAGCGCAUGGAUAAACACUGAGUCAGAUCAUGAAGAGAUAUUCGUCGGCACCUUGUUUAGAAGACGUUGGCAAUGAGGCUAAAAGAACAAAAGGAUGUGAACAGUACGCGGAUCCAAAUACAAGGGAAUAUCUCCAAUUGGCUUUAGCCAGAGUCCUAGAAUUACAACGAGAAAUCAAGGAUGGCACAUACGUUGCAGAAACCGAUAAUGGCAGUGAUCUGGAUGCGUCGGGCAGUGAGGAAGAUUUAACGAAAGAAAUUUUUACCAAAGUAUUCCGAGAUCUACCCGGGACACCUAGUUCUUUUGCUAAAAUAAUAGACAGAGGAACGCGUUGGAAAAAUCAUCGUAUUGAUGCCAUUCAUACUAAAAAGAUACAAUUACUGGGUUUCGAUACUUGUCGAAGAAUGGCCCUUGAAUUCAUGAGAGCUAUCAUGCCGGAAUCACGGAACAGAUCCUCCUCAUUAAAUACGAUUGAACUCGACAAUUUUCAACGAAACGAAUCGUUGCAUUUGAAAGAUGAAAUUCAAGCGAAUAAUUUUCGUAAACAGGAAUCGAACGCGCAAGAAAUUCGAGCAAGAAUGUUGAGAAGUUUGGAUUUGCAUUUGGCCGCUAAACAAAGAGACUAUACGUCCAAAUUAAUGAAAUCGAGUAUUUAAUACUGGAAAUGACAUCUUCAAGUGGAAAUAGAUUGAGUGCGGAAAAUUUCCGAAUUCAAUAUUCUCAACAUAUGCCGGAUUAUUGGAAAUAUUAUGCUGAAAGUCCAUGAUAGAUGAUAUUUAUUUGUAUAUCUUUUUAUUCAUUAAGAUGAGAUUGUCUCAUAAACGAAUAUGAUUCUGUUUAAAAAAAUUUUGCAGAAACGCUGUCAAUUUUUUUAGAUUUAUAAAAAUUCUAAAUGAAUAAUUAAUAUUUUGCUUCUAUAGGGAAAUAACUGAUUUCAGUUCUUGUAGUAUUAAUGAAAACUUAUCUAGUCAUAUAUGUGAAACUUGCUAGUCAUUACAUGAUUAUUCUGCAAAGAUUUCUAUUUUAUUUAAUUUAGUUUAUUUAAUUAUUUAGUUUAUUUAAUUAUUUUAUAUAGAUGUCAUUUUAUAUAGGUCAUUAAUGCCUUCCCACUUAAAAUUAAUUUUCUCUGAUCGGACGCAUUUAUAGAUAUCCGUUCAGCAUGAUUGUCAGAUUCAAUAAAUGUAAAAUUGCGAAUAAAUUAAUAGUUUUAAA